AUGCCGCAAUUAUUGUCGAAACCGCUACCGGGGACCACCGGGAAAGGAUUGGAGAGUAACAUCAACAAAAAUGAGCACACCGAGGAUACAAUCUCGAUCACCGACGAUGUACGAGCCGCCGACUACUAUCAUGGACUCGUGCCACGCACCGACGUUGAACCGCUUUUGAAGAAGGAAGGCGAUUUUCUUCUCAGGAAAACCGAGCACACUCCUGGAAUAAUUGUCUUGGCCAUCUCGAUGCGCGUUAAUUCGAAUAUUAAGCACUACAUGAUCAACCAGGGUCCAAAUGGAACUUUCUACCUCGAAGGCCACCAUGAAAAUAGCAUUUCCGAACUGAUCAACUGGCAUCGUACGACAAAGGUCCCACUUUCGUCAAAUGCGGCAAAUGCGAUUUUGAAGCGCCCUGUGGAGCGACCGGCUUGGCUACUCAAUCACGAUUCGAUCACACUUGUGAAGAAACUCGGUGAAGGCGCUUUCGGAGAGGUGUUUCUUGCUGAAUUCUCAACGGGUGAAGAGAAACAAGAAGUGGCAGUGAAGACAAUGCGAAACGAGCCGACAAGGGAGGCACGACUGAAGUUCAUGAAAGAGGCACGGCUCAUGCGCAAGUACAAUCAUCGACACGUUGUCAAGAUUCUCGGCGUUGCCGUUCACGAAAACCCGUUGAUGUUGGUGAUGGAGGUGUGCCCUGGCGGAUCGUUGUUGUCGUACCUGCGAAAGAACAAAGGAAAGACGGGUGCCGCUCAAAAACUUCGAUUUUCUACUGAAGCCGCUGAUGGACUGUGGUAUUUGGAAAAGCAAUGUUGCAUUCACCGCGACAUUGCUGCCCGGAAUUGCUUGUUAAGCGCCAAAACGGAGGUGAAAAUUGCGGACUUUGGAAUGUCGGACGACAAGAAAAUUGUGCACGAUGACACGUUGGAUAAGGUGCCUGUGAAAUGGCUCUCGCCGGAGACGCUCCAAGGGAAGGUCUAUUCGCUGAAGACUGAUAUCUGGUCGUAUGGAGUACUUGUUUGGGAGGUCUACAUGGACGGUGCUGAACCCUAUCCCGGCCUCUCCAACAUUCAAACGCGAGCCAAGGUUGUUGUCCAGAAUUACCGAAUGGAGAUGCCAAAGGAAUGCCCAACCGCUGUGGCUAAAGUCGUGUACGCAUGCUGGGACAAGGAUCCAAAGAAUCGACCGGAGAUGGGCAAAAUCUUCCGAAUAUUGAAGGAAGUGAAUAUGCGAACUAUUCAAUCUGUGCGU
Mesorhabditis belari is the source of this 1239-nucleotide messenger RNA. Lineage: Eukaryota; Metazoa; Nematoda; Chromadorea; Rhabditida; Rhabditidae. The record is from the annotation of a GenBank genome assembly.